Molecule: messenger RNA, 1130 nt
Organism: Cetraspora pellucida
Lineage: Eukaryota; Fungi; Glomeromycota; Glomeromycetes; Diversisporales; Gigasporaceae
Source: the annotation of a GenBank genome assembly
AUGCCUUGUCAAAACAAAAGAAAACAUCUUGCAAAUGAAUUACCUAGAAAAUGUGGCUGCUUUGCUUCUCGAACAAUUGUUAUAUAUAAAGAAACUGUUGAUAUAUACAGUGAAAUAAUGGAAAUAGAUGAAGAUGUUACAAUGCGAAAUAAGACUAGUUAUACAGAUACUAUAAUGCAAGAUGAUAUUUAUGAGGAAAAACAAGCUGGAUCAACUUCAUUUUCAAUAACACAUCAAUCAAAUAAUGUAUUAUCAUCAUUACUGCAAUUAUCUUCAAUUUCUGAAUCUGACUUAUUAUUACCAUUACCACAAUUAUUCCCAAUUUCUAUAUCUGACUUACUAUUAUCCAAUAAAACUAUAAAAUUACAAAUGUGUCUGGAUGAAAUUAAUCAUCAAUAUUUAAUUACAAAAUCCUUGAAUACACCUACAUAUGAUUAUCUACGUCUCUUAAGUAUAAGCAGAUAUAUAGAAUUAUUGUUAAAUGAUAAAGCAAGACACAUUAGAAAAUGGGAUGAUCAUUAUGUUCAAACUGGAAAACUUCUUGUUGAUCAUCAGGGAAAACAUACAAAAUUGAAGAGUUUGAUUAAAAAUAUAGAUUUUUCAGAUGCAUGUCAAGCUUGGUUACACCAACAAAAACCUGAGUCACGCUCUCCAGAGUAUGUGCAAGUUACACAUGACGAAUAUCAUUUUUAUACAAAUGAUGGAAAGAGAAAAGUUUGGAUUCAAAAAAAUGAAGAUCUUUUACGUUCAAAAUAUCCAGGGCGAUCAAUUAUGAUUUCAGCUUUUCUCUGCUCAUGUCAUGGAUUGUUGCAGCUAUCUGAUAAGCAAAUGAUAGCUAACCCUUAUAUAAAGUAUAAAGAAGCAUUUGUUCUUUGUUCUACACAGUUAGAUGGGUAUUGGAAAUCAGAACACAUGUUAAAACAGCUUAAAGAAUAUACAAUUCCAAUAUUUGAAGUACUUCAUCCUGGUUGUAUUGGUGUUUUUUGUUUUGACCAAUCAACCAAUCAUAAUGCUAUAGCUGAAAAAGCAUUGGUUGCAACAAAAAUGAAUCUUGGUCCAGGAAGAUUGCAACCUAAGAUGCGUAAUGGCUGGUAUUUUGAUGAAGAUGGAGAAAAACAAAUACAAUCAAU